Molecule: messenger RNA, 1854 nt
Organism: Morchella sextelata
Lineage: Eukaryota; Fungi; Ascomycota; Pezizomycetes; Pezizales; Morchellaceae
Exons: 5
Coding region: 1-1854 (617 amino acids)
Biological process (GO): formation of translation preinitiation complex; translational initiation
Molecular function (GO): translation initiation factor activity
Source: RefSeq, a predicted model, not a curated record
AUGUUCAAGAAGAAGCCCAAUAUCAAACCGUCCGCGCCCCUGCGCUCCUCCGACCGCCGCAAGAUCGCAAACCAGCUCAUCCAAGAUUUCAACCUCACCUCCGACGGCGGUAGCGCUGAAGUCACCGCACUGCGCAAUCGCCUCCUUCCCGAGAACUGCCUGAGCGCGAAAUUCACGACUACGGCUGGCCCGGACCUGGCCACGGUCGCGGGAACGGUCUAUGUAGGCGUGCACCCGGAGGAUGGUGGGGGGAAGGGCGAGCAGAGGCCGCUGUGGGUUAGGGCUGGUGACGAGGAGAUGUUUCCUACCGUUUACACGCUAUGGAAGAACCCGACGCUGCUGCCACUGCUGCACACCCACUCGCCGGUUUUCGAGAAGCUACAGACGGGUGCGGACUUGAUGAUCCCGGGGCUUAUUGGGCCUCCGUUCCCGGCGGGCGCAAAGAAGGGGAAAUUGGUUGGUAUUGCGACGAGCGAGAGCCCGACGGUGGCAGUGGCGGUGGGCGUAUGUGAUGUGGAUGUGUGUGGGCUAAGUAAGGUUGAUGGGGAGAGGGGCCGUGCGGUCAGAAUUGUGCAUUGGGUCGGCGACGAGAUCUUCAACUACGGCGGGUAUCCGGGGUUCGUGCCGGAGAGUGUUGAGAUGCCUGUGGCCGCCGGAGAUGUUGACGUCGAGGAGGCUGCGGAGGAGCUGGGCGGGGUAUCGCUGGAGGGGUAUGAUGGGGAGGAGAAAGAGAAAGAAAAGGGGAAGGGGAAGACGGAGGAGGGUGGGGAGGGGAUCAGAGAGUUGAGCACGGGAGAGAUCGAUGGUGCCUUCCGCUCCGCAACCCUCUACGGCCUCCACCAGUACUUUGAAACCGGCGAGUUCACAAACGUCGAGCUUCCAAUAAGCUCCUCACAGUUCAUCUCAACCCUCGUUCUCCCCUUCCUGCCCCCCGCAUCCCACUUCCCGCCCCACAAUCUGCUGCAGACCUCCGUACAUCCCUCACUAAACAUCAAAAAGACCAGCCACAAGAACGCGGCAAAGUUCUUCAAGCAGCUGGAAAAGGACCAGCUCAUCAAGACCAAGACGCGGAACGGCGGAGAAGUCGUGGUCAUGGAUAUCAACUGGGACCACCCGGAGGCAAAGACAUUCAAGCCCUACAAGCUCCCUGAGGCGCCAAAAGAAGACAAGAAGGGUCCCGAUGCCGCUUCUGUUGCCAGGAAUGAGGGCCUGAUAAAGGUCGUGGAGCUUUACAGGCCCAAUGGCAAGGCAAUAAAUAUAUUCUCCGCUGUGGGCGCCGGAACCAAAGACUAUUACACCCCUGCUGAAGUAAAAGCCAUCGUCACCAAAUACCUAGAACAAGAGUCCCUCACGAACCCACAAAACAAGCGCCUUGUCCGCCUCGACCCAACCCUCAGCGCCGCCCUCCUCGACGACCGCAACGCCGCCGACGCCGAGCCACUCCGCACUGGCCAAAUCAAGCGCGACACCCUCGGCGAAAAACUCAUCAAGGCCUGCCUCCCCUACUACAUCGUCCAUAAGCCCGGCACCGCCGACACCGACGCCAAGCCCAAGGCCGGCGCGGCGCCCAAGAUCCAGAUACUGCUGGAGAAGCGGCAGGGGAAGAAGACGGUGACGCGCGUGUCGGGCGUUGAGCCAUUUGGCAUUGAUCCGCGCGUCAUGGCGGAGGAGCUGCAGAAGACGUGUGCGGGGAGCGCGAGCGUGGCGCUGUUGCAUGGGUGCAGUCCGAGGAACCCGGUGAUGGAGGUGACGGUGCAGGGGCCGCAGAAGAAGGCGGUGGAGGAGUAUUUGGGGAGGAGAGGGGUAGGCGCGAGGUUUAUAGGGGUGAAGGAUACGACGGGGGGGAAGAAGUAG